Molecule: messenger RNA, 1360 nt
Organism: Schistosoma rodhaini
Lineage: Eukaryota; Metazoa; Platyhelminthes; Trematoda; Strigeidida; Schistosomatidae
Source: the annotation of a GenBank genome assembly
AUGUUUCUAUUCAUUGCAUUGAUGUUGGUCCUUGUGUCAGUAUUUCAAAAUCCAUAUAUGGAGGUUCAUGGAGGAGGAGGAUCACGAUUGUCUGUGGGACUCGGUGGACAUCUGGCUGACAGAUUGCAUAAUGCAUCAGUAGAAUUGGCGAAAGAUAAAGUCAAUAAGACCCUGUUUCUCACAGACAACUUUACAAUGAUAUAUGAAUACGCGUAUGGAAAACAUGCUAUCAUUUAUGUUGAUUCUUCCACCAGUAUUUGUUGUAUUCAGUCACCAAAUAAGUACAUCAGCUCCACUGAGAACAGUAUCGAUGCUGUCAAAAUCUACGAAAACCUGAUAUGCGAAUAAAUUCUUCACAAAUUUUAAAGAUACUUAAUCGAUAAGGGAUGUGUGGGCGAGAAUGACAAUGUUUGGUUGUCUUGAUGAGUCACACUUAGAUAGAAUGACAGGUGUUAUGUGUUAUAUAUAUAUUCCCCUAUCCUUAUUAUGUAUUGACUGUUAUAGAUUGACUGUUCCUCGUGUCGGAUUUUGGUGUGGAAAUAUAUUGACGUUGUAGUCAGGCUAAUCUCGUGUUCUUGAUCUGAGUUGUGUUGAAGUCUUGUAGAAUAGACACUGGGUGGGAAUCUAGUGUAGAUAUUCGUCUAAGGUAAAUUAUCGUCCCACAUUUUGUUAAAUAGUUCGUACGUUUUAUAGAUAGCAUCUAAUAAAGUUCUUUUCAACGUGUUAUUUAUCACUAGAUGGACGUAAGUUGUUGAGAUUUUAAUGAUUAUUGAACCUGUUCAUGUUUUCACUUCUACAAACUAACAAAAUGAUCUCAGGUUGAGUUUGAGCAAAUACAAUGACCGCUAAUAAUGGUUGAAUAUUGAGACCUUAACCACUCGUUUUAACAAUGGGACAGAAGACAUUGUAUAAUUUCCCCUAAGCAUGUCACCAAAACUAGCAUACUUCAAUGAUCAAAAUCUUACAAAAUAUAUCAAAAGAUAAACUAGCGUUGAUUCAUGGUCUUCCGUGGUAAUGUUUGGAGACCUCAUCAAGUGUUUUCUCUUUCCUUUACUCAAAUAGAUAAUUGUUCACUCCACACAGUAGUUUCCCUUCAAUUUUAGUACAAUCUACAUAUCCUGUAUAGAAAUUUUAAAUCAUUCAUUGUUUUGUUUUAUUUAGAAAUAUGGAAGGCGUUAAUCAAAUGUUUGGAAACGAUCAUUUGAUAAUGCGGAAUAUCUACUCUUUGUUUCACCUAAUCUUUACCGAAACGGUAACCGAAAUCAUGUUACAUUAAUUCACUUCUAUUAUGUUUUUAAAGUAAAUAUUUUGUAACAGUAACAGAUUUCUUUUCUGUAACCAACUGAAAUAUAAUGACAGG